UGUGUAGCCUCGUGUGUACGGACCAGAAUUGCGUUCAACAAGGCAAACAGUGGUGAACGUAGACCUGGUUGAACGCGUCUCAGCUCCUGUAGAGCUCCGGGCUAAAGAGGACCUACGAUGGACAUCUCGGUUCUGCCCAACAACAACCACCCGGAAAAGUUAUUUCAGCUGGACGUGGGGAUGCUGCCGGCCACCCACGGAAUGUUCCAGGUCGAGGCAGCUCUGUCGGGGCAGAGGCAGUGGAGUAACCAGGUUUAUCAACAGAGAGAACGUAGGACUGUGAGUGACAAUAGGCCUUCCCCGUCCCCCGAGGGCAGCCCUGUGGUGUUUGUGGACAGAUACCUGGAGAAGCACAUCACGCCGCACACCUUGAAUUCCAAGAUCAAGAGGAACCCUCUGUACACAGACAUAAGGACUAUAGACAUGGGGGAAAACCAGAAGUCCAAACCCUCCUGGACCAUCCAGGAGUUUGACAGACACUCAAUCCACUCCAACCUGGCAGGCUAUCUAAAGGAAGAAGAAAAAGGACCACGGGAUCUAGAUUUUUGGUUGGAGGAUCUCUACACACCUGGUUACGACUCCUUGUUAAAGAAGAAAGAAGCGCAGAUGAAAAGGAACAGACUUUGCAAAAUACUGACCUACGUCGUUCUGUCAGUGUGCCUCAUCAUUAUCAUCAUCACAGUGCCAAUCGUAGUGACCGGAAAUGUAAAGAAACCGUGACUGAUUUGUAGAAUCAUGCCAAGGUGGGUCAAAUUCUUUCAAAAGGUUUAGGAUGUCUCCUCAUUCAUUAUGCAAUGGGGGCGGCAGGGUAGCCUAGUGGUUAGAGCGUUGGACUAGUAACCAGAAGGUUGCAAGUUCAAACCCCAGAGCUGACAAGGUACAAAUCUGUCGUUCUGCUCCGUCAUUGAAAAUAAGAAUUUGUUCUUAACUGACUUGCCUAGUUAAAUAAAGGUCAAAUAAAUAAAAACAUGUACAUUAGGCUAUAUGUGUUUGAAACAUGUUCUAAUGCUGUGAAAAUAUGUGAUUACGGAAAUGUUGGUUAAAUUUACUGUUUUGGCUAUAGGCUAGACUAGACUACUUGCUGUUUCUAUCCAGGCUUGUACACAUGCAAAAAGAGUACGCUCCCAAUCAGCAAUGAUAAGAUGAAUUGCAGUAGCGCCAUAAAUCAGUUGGGACUAUUGUGGCAUAUUGUUCAUACUCUCACAUUUAUGAAAGAAGACACUUGAGCUGUCACGAUUCACAAGUGCUUAUUUAAGCAAUAAGGCCCGAGGGGGUGUGGUAUAUGGCCAAUAUACCACGGCUAAGGGCUGUUCUUAAGCACGACGCAACGCGGAGUGCCUGGACACAGCCCUUAGCCGUGGUAUAUUGGCCAUAUAUCACAAACCCCCGAGGUGCCUUAUUGCUGUUAUAAACUGGUUACCGACGUAAUUAGAGCAGUAAAAAUAAAAAUGUUGUCAUACCCGUGGUAUACAGUCUGAUAUACCAUAGCUUACAGCCAAACAGAAUUCAGGGCUCAAACCACCCAGUUUAUAAUGUCUUGUAAAUAAGACGAUUAGGUAAAAAUGGGGAUCCUGAGCAUUUCACACCUGAUUAACUAAUGGAUCAUGAUUAGUUGCUUAUUUGAAUCAGGUGUUUGAUCACACCGUCAUGUGCUCCGUAGUCACAAAGUGUAUCAGAGGAAUGCUGAUCUAGGAUCAGGUCCCUCCUGUCCAUAUAAUCUCAGUCAUUAUAUUCAAAAGGUAAAUCUGACCCUAUAUCAGGACAACUCUGACUGAGACUCUUGUGAAUAGGGCCCCUGAAGGUUAGAGAUUGUAUGAGGUUGGUGCAUUUGUGUGGGUCUGAGUAUAGGCACUUGAAUGACACUGAACAUCAUUGUUGCAGGUGUGUGGCCCCAUUUCUGUUUAAAAGGGGUAUAAGACCGCAUUGAGAUUCUCUCUUUGAUUACAGGGCUGGUGCUCAGAGUUAGUCGUCUGUCAAGGUGCAGCGUAGCCUACUCCAGCACCAGAAUCAAUUGGUGGUGCAGCGGUCUAAGGCACUGCAUUCUCAGCGCAAGAGGUGUCACUAUAGAACCUGGUUCAAAUCCAGGCUGUAUCACAUCUGAUUGUGAUUGGGAGUCCCAUAGAGUGGGGCACAAUUGGCCCAGAGUUGUCUGGGUUUGGCCAGUAGAAAUAAGAAUUUGUUCUUAAAAUAAACAUAAAAAUCUAUUGAAUAAACACCAGCAGCUGGAGGUCAGACAGGUGGCAUUCCAAAUGGUACCCUAUUUAUUAUAUAGAGCCCUAUGGGUCCUGGUCAAAAGUAGUGCACUAAUCCUAUGGGCCCUGGUUAAAAGUAGGGAAUUUGGGACGGGACCUUCGUUUUGCGUGUGCUGUUCUUGUUAGGUAUAUCUACCACAUCAAUUUGGUGUUUCAAUGUUAGCUAUCGUUUCACAACAUAACUUAUGUCUUUAAAAAAUAAAAAAUAAAGUCAACAUUCAUUUUUACACAAAGAGUGUUCAUUGUAAUUGUUUUGUUUC
Messenger RNA from Oncorhynchus nerka (sockeye salmon), 2512 nucleotides. RefSeq names its product major intrinsically disordered NOTCH2-binding receptor 1-like. The record is from RefSeq and is a predicted model, not a curated record. The transcript is spliced from 3 exons. Lineage: Eukaryota; Metazoa; Chordata; Actinopteri; Salmoniformes; Salmonidae. The coding region runs from base 118 to 720 and encodes 200 amino acids.